Molecule: messenger RNA, 4090 nt
Organism: Pocillopora damicornis (cauliflower coral)
Lineage: Eukaryota; Metazoa; Cnidaria; Anthozoa; Scleractinia; Pocilloporidae
Source: RefSeq, a predicted model, not a curated record
AGGAAUCAGGUAGUCGAGGGCAUGCACGAUGUUAGCGUCAAGAUGAUCGCUUCUUUUAAGUCGCAGCUCGUAGAGAAAUGUUCCUAAACGAGCUUAUGUCUGAUGAUUUGUUUUGGAGAGUGCUCCAGCUUCCACUAACGCGGUAACGACGAAAAUUGGAUAGGAAACAAACGUGCUUGAAAUACAAAGUUGUUUUCAGUUAAGUUUUAGUGCCAAAAAAAUGGAAAUGACAACUGAUGAACAGAAACGUUGGAUGGUGGUUGGAAUUGCUAUGAUCAAAGUGAUUGCCCCAGUGCUGCGAGAUGUUGUUAACCAAGGAAUAACUGCACAUUACAAAUACUUUGACACAUCCUUACAUCCCUGUAAGCUUAAUGCACUGACCUAUGCUGACUUUCGGAGUAAACCCAGCCUCGAAAACUUGAAGUUUGAAAACAUCAACAACAACAGUCAAAUACCUAAGAAAGACAAGAAGAAAGACAAGAAGAAAUACAACUUCAAUGUUUUAUCUGAACUGGACCUGGCAAAAUUGUAUCUUCCUCAUUACCUUGCAACAUUCUCAGCAUUUGAUGAAUCUCUUGACUUGUGUGCCAUUCUCCGUCUGCUUGGAUAUAACAAUCCAAAACCCAUCUUUCCCUCACCAGACCCAAUGCUCCUUAUUCAUACAGCAGCAGAUGCUGUAAGAGAUAAUGUCAGAAACAAGUGGGCCCAUCCUAAUCUUAAUGACUGGACUGAAGCUUUCUUCAAAGACUGCUUUGCCAAAUUUGAGGAUUUAGUGAAGAGUGUUGACAUUGGUGCAAAAGAGCAGAAAAUACUAGAUCAGCUGCAUCAUUGGCAAACAAAAGGCUGUGAGGUAGUCAUGGGACAUGUCGUUGAUCAAGAACUUUUGAAAUUGGUGCAACAAACGCAGGCAUAUUUCCGUAAAGAAUUGGAGGAGCUUCAAUCAACUGUUGCCUCCAUCGGAGACAAGCAGCAAACAUUAGAAGCCACGGUAGAAAACCAAGGCCAGAGGAUUGAUAAGGUGGAAGCUAUUCAGGCCGAAAAUGCCGAGAAAAUGAAGGAGAACUACAAUUACUUAGCGGAAGUGAUCAAGAACUUUAUAGCAGCAUCUCCUCCAAAGAAGCAGUUUGAUUUGGAAUCUUUUCGCACCAAACUUGUAAAUCAUUAUAGAAGGACAGCAAAGGUGCAGACAUCUGUGUGGUCGAAGAAAGACAAAGUGUGUAUUGACGAGGUAUACACACGUCUGUCCAUGGUCAAAGGGGAAUGCAAUGCGGGGUGCGAAGUGGGAUGCGAGGGGAAGCACUCUGUUCCUGCAACUUCUUGGCAGCUAUUUAAUGAAUUGAAGAACGGUCGUGAAACGAAGAGGAUACUUGUCGAUGGCCAGGCUGGAAUUGGAAAGUCUACUUUUGUGACGAAGCUCUCUCUUGAUUGGAUUGAGUGUAUCAAGGAAACAAAUCCUUUAAAGAAAUUCAAACUGGUUCUGUUGAUCAAGCUCCGGGAAGUUUCUCACUGUAAGACGCUAGAAGAAGUAAUUCGCUCUUCUGACCUUCUUCCAGAGGAAGAGGAAGACGUUAUACCUGAUUUGCUUCACUACAUUACUGAGAAUCAGGAAGAGGUCUUGUUUGUCUUUGAUGGCUAUGAUGAAUAUGGCGUGCGGAAAGAUUCCGACGUUCUUAAGAUCUUCAUGGGACGAAAAUUUCGAGAUUGUUGUGUUCUGGUGACGACGCGGUCCUCCCAAGGGGAUGACCUUCGUGAAUUCGCUGAUGUACAGGCUGAGGUUACUGGGUUUAGUUUGGAAGACAUCAAACGAUACUUAAACAAACAACUCGGAGAAAAAGAGGCAGAGGCGCUACUACAUCACCUUGAGAAACAAAGGUUGAUUGAUAUUGCGAAAAUCCCCCUACUGUGCCUGUUUUUCAGUAUUCUAUGGAAGAAUACUGAAAAGAAGAUGAGAGAAAAGUUAACAACAAAGAAUCGGACGAUGGUAUUCUUGGAGAUUAUCCAGUACGUUUUGGACUAUGGUUAUGGAAAGGGUGCUUUGGACCAGCCCAGAACUGUUGAGGGUAGUAAGGACAUCCUUGCUGAUCUUGGUGAGGUAGCUUUGGAAGGUCUGUUGUCUGAUGAUCUUAUUUUUGAGUAUGGCAAAGUGAAGCAAAUAAAGGGCUGCGAAGGCAUCAUUAACGGUUUCCUGCAAAUCACCGAGGAUACCGAGAACAUUCGGCCUUCCAAAAGAGUGUCCUUCAUUCACAAAACAAUUCAAGAAUUUUUAGCUGCCUGGUUCGUUGUGCACAAAUUGGUCCCUGAACGUAAUCUUGGACGACUGCAAGAGCAAGCUAGGGACAGCGAGAGCUGUCUUCGUCUUGAAAAUGUCUUUCUUUUUAUCAGUGGAUUGUCUCAUGAUGGAGGUGGAGCUGGAGCCAGAGCCGGAGCCGAGUUGGUUUUACGACACUUAACAAAGGUCAACCGGGAAGACAGGAACCUUCGGUUUAUGCAGACAGUCGUUUUGCCGGGCCAAAGAGAAAAAACAUGCUAUGAUCUCACUUACCGUCAACAAAGAUUUCACGACUUGGUGUUUGCGUCAUUUGAUGAAGCACAAUUGAAAGAAGGGCUUUUACGACAUUGCCUCUCAAGCACAGAUGGAGUGAUGUUACUCUCCCAAAGACUUGUGAAGAACCUUUUAGAGUGCAAGGAUGAUAUUAUUGAAAUGGAUCAAGCAACUGUUAUUUUCAAGAUGCUUAAACAUGACCUUUCGUUCUCCCUCGAAGAGAAUUUGAGGAAGUUCUUUGAUGGUUUCGACUUGGUAGUAAAGGUAACAGAAUGUUCUCAGGCCCUCCAACUGGGGGACUUUUACAGGAACUUCUUGAACUGUGGUGUUCGCUGCAUGUGCAAUUUUAGUGCAGUCCUUUUGUCAAAUAAAGGAAGUCUCUCGUUUUACAUUACUGACCUUCGUUUGGCUUGUCUGCUUCAUGAACUUAUGUUUACAGGACAUACUACUGACGGCCACCCUUUUCUCGAAUAUAUUGCCAAGGAUGUCAGUUUCAUCAAUCAAAACCACGAAUUGCAAAAAGGUCUUCGACUUGAGCAUUUAGUACCGCUUGAAUUUCCCUUUAAAGGACCAUGUGAAGCCAGAUCUCUUCUUAACCCGCAGAACCCUUCGUCGGACGAGCAUUUGCUCAAGCACCUUCAAUCCUUGGAAUGUGUCUCUACUUCAAUCAGUGAGAUCCUCAGUACACUUGGUGUCAUUGCUGGGAAAUCAAAGUAUUUUAAUUCUGUAAAACUAGAACUUGCAAAAGGUGGUGAAUUUUGUGAUUUUCUAGAGCCUGUCAAGAAGUUAAAGGACUGUUCACUUCAAUUGUCCAGUCGCUCCUUGGAUACCUGUACGUCAGCUGGAAUGAAACGACUCUCAAACUUAUUACCAAAUUUCAACAACCUCUCGGUUCUACACCUCAACCUGAAAGAUUGCUCUGAGAUCCUUGUCAAUGAGUUGGUCGACGUUAUCACGCACCCGACGGUCAAAAUACUUCAAUUGAAUAAGGUGGAUUUGGUCGAAAAUACCGCCAUUGUUCUUGGUGGCUCUGUGCGUAGGAUGUCAGCUCUGCAGGUUCUUGUAAUAGAGGGAAAGAUGAACGAGUUAGGAUUGAGAGGGAUGCAAGCUUUAUUUGGGGGAUUUUCGCGAGUAAUUCCUUUAAGAGUACUUGAGCUCAGCUGUUUUCGUGUCUUCAAGAAUGGUCUCAGCUUUCUCCGAAAUAGCUUCCAGUUCUUCCCCCGAAUGGAUGAACUUCGGCUUGUCAAUCUAGAGCUUGAUGAAAGAGAUGUCGGUAAUCUCCUCAGUGGCGUCAACUUUCCAGAAUUACACAAACUGAUUUUAUCAAAAAAUCGGCUCGGCCAUGGGAUUACCUCUAUUGUGAGUCAUAUUGUGCGUUUUCCGAAGGUAUUUCAACUCGUCCUGGAAGAAGUAAACUGUUCCGAAGAAGACAAGAAGUUCGUAAUUGAGAACGUCAGAAAGGUUCGGCCAUUGUUUGGUAUUUACCCACUAUCGCCUGACACAAUUGAAUUUUUGUUUAAGCAAGAAGAAAGAGGUGACAGUUACUGA